AUGUUGCAUAAUGACUACCUUUUUGUUAAUGGAAUUGUAUGUUUAUUUCAUCAGAACUUACAACAAAGCAAGCAGAAGACACAAGGACUCAUAAUGUUUGGGGAAUAUGUUGUUGGGGAUAUGGACAUCGCUUCCAGGACAAGAAGGAUUGCUAAUGGAUGCCCCAAGGAUAUCUGCCUGUGGGCAAAAUCCGGAGACGGGAACGUUUAUAUUCCAUAUGUUAUAUCCAGCAACUACAGUGUCUAUGAAUCGCAAGUAAUACAGGACGCAUUGGAGGAAAUUGCAAGCCUCACCUGCAUCCGUUUUAUCAAGCAGACAUCAGAGACCGAUUACCUUAGCUAUCAGCCUCAGGUUGGAUGCUGGUCUAUGGUGGGACACAUUGGAGGUUUACAGACCAUCUCUUUGGAUACUCCAGGAUGUAUAGUGAAGGGAAUUGCCAUCCAUGAAUCCCUACAUGCCCUGGGUCUUCACCACGAACAUGUGAGGACGGACAGAAACAACUAUGUGAAUGUCCUGUUGGAUAACGUCAUAGAAGACUACACUUAUGCUUUCAUGGUGAUUGAUACCCUCAAUGUUGAUCUAACCAAAUACGAUUAUGGCUCCAUCAUGCAUUACGCUAGAUAUGCCUUUUCCAAAAAUGGCAAGCCUACACUGGAAUCCAUUCCCGACGACAAUGUCGCCUUUGGACAGAGGUAUGGCAUGAGCAAUUUGGAUGUCCUAAAAAUCAAUACCCUCUACAACUGCUCAUCUGGUUUGAAAGCUUCUAAUGGUGAGACAACCACCAUAAAAACUCCAACUACAACCACCACAACCACCACAACCGCUACAACCACCACAACCGCCACAACCACCACUACUGCCGCGCCUAUUCUGUUCAUACCCAAUACUUGUAAGGGUGUUCUGACGCUGACAGCCCAACAGGGAAUUAUCGCUUCCCCCAAUUUCCCGAACAACUACCCAAAUAUUGCCUACUGUCAAUGGACAAUCAGCACCACCUCUAAGAUUAAUAUCACCUUCACAGAUUUUGAUGUAGACGGUGACACGAAGAGCGUCUGUAAUGAUGUGCUUUGGAUCUACGACUCGCAGUAUUUGCUUGCUGCCUACCAGAAGGUCUUUUGUGGGCAGACAUUGCCACCAUCCUUUAUAUCCCGGGGGAAAACCAUGCAGAUCAUCUUCCUCAGUGACGCCACUGUCUCUAGGAAAGGGUUUAGACUUGUAUAUGGACCAGGUUAGUUCAGUUCCAAUUCUGUCCUUAUUUUAUCAGCUCGAAUCAUUGCCAAAAA
Messenger RNA from Rana temporaria (common frog), 1283 nucleotides. Its product is annotated as low choriolytic enzyme-like. Bases 1 to 1233 code for a protein of 410 amino acids. The record is from RefSeq and is a predicted model, not a curated record. Gene Ontology annotation, biological process: proteolysis. NCBI's taxonomy places the organism in Eukaryota, Metazoa, Chordata, Amphibia, Anura, Ranidae. Gene Ontology annotation, molecular function: metalloendopeptidase activity; zinc ion binding. The transcript has 9 exons.